Messenger RNA from Botrytis cinerea B05.10, 1789 nucleotides. RefSeq lists its product as hypothetical. The transcript has 4 exons. Bases 161 to 1657 code for a protein of 498 amino acids. Lineage: Eukaryota; Fungi; Ascomycota; Leotiomycetes; Helotiales; Sclerotiniaceae. The record is from RefSeq and is a predicted model, not a curated record.
ACUUCACUUUUCCUUCCUUGUGUGUUUCUUCGUAGUCUUUAAUCUUUCACUUUACCGUGUGCUAGUGAGAUACGAUAAGCCAAUUUCUUCUAUCCUGCACAACAACAUUCGACCUUCUUUCAACCAACACAGCGACGAAUCAAUUACUACAACUCUCGCCAUGGCUAUCUUAAAAGAGAGCGGUAAUGAGUACGAGGUUCAGAUCGUCAACGCUGUGACAGGCCAGUCUUUCAAGGAGUAUGUUAAGCUAGGAGAUCGAGAGAAGCCCGAGGACAGAGAAGCUGAGCGUUACAUCACCUCGUAUCCUGGCAUAAUGUUCAAGAUUCAGAUCACUUUGAAGACCGGCUUUUGCUUCAAGCCAUUCGAUGCAGUUGAGGCAAAUCUUUACUUCAAGGGACAGAGUAGUGACUGCAGUCUGGCAGUUUUGAAUGACCCAUACCCGGAUCAUAAAUGCACCAAAAAAGAUCUGAGGAUGGAAAUCGCUUGUGUAAACAUGAGUAACUACGGUAAAAAUCUCAUCGGCGCUCCAUUGGUCUUCAAGGAACUCCAAAUCGAUGAAAAGCUGUCGGGUCAGACUGAUGUAGUGGGCGUUAAUCCUGUCGAUCUCGGAAGCUUUUACGUCAGGCUUAAUCGUCGGAAAAUUGCCGCAAUGCCAAACAAUUACCUUUCAAGGGACACCGCCACAGCUUUGUGGAAUGCCGAGAAGGUAGACAAGAUGAGCUUCAAGAAACAUGGGAUCACGAACUCUAUUGGGUUGGGUCAAAAUCGAAUAUCAACUCAAGAAUCUGUGGUUUCCUCCUACAAGUUCCAUACCUCGGAUUUCCUCACAUUUCAUUUCACCUAUCGUAAUCUCGAAAUUCUCGAUCGUUUGAAUGUUGUCCCUUACCCGCCUCCCCUUUAUUACAAUCUUUGGGGGUCUCUUAGUGACAUAGAGCGUCGGUUUACCUUGAGAGAAUUACAAAAUCUUCGCAGAUCUCGUAGAGAGUUGUCCCCUAGCUUCACACUUAAGCAUCAUAAGCCUGAAGAAUGGCGUUCUUGGAAUGAUAUGCAACCAUCAGAGAGAGAAAUUUUGUUCUUGAACUUGCAGAAAGAACAGAGCGAUUUCGAAAGAGGGGUACUCAAGGAGAACUUCUCCGAUUUACCUGCUUACAGACCGGCCGUUCUGUAUAAUGAUGGCACUGCCCAGCAAUUUACACAUCCUCGCAAAGUGGCCGAAAUCAAACGCAAAGCUCAAGGUUCACCGAACGCAAUCAAGAGGGAGAUGAAAACCUCAUACGAAGUUUCCAAUCGAAAUUCCAAGUCCAAGAUAAUCCAUGAGAAUCAGAUAAAGGAGGGUUCUAAUUUGAAUCAUGUAAAUCUUCCCUCUGACGAGCCGUUGGCGAAGAGACAAAAGAUCGCGCAGGAGCCAACCUAUGUGAAUACGGUUGAUAAUGUUAAGAUUCAGAAAGAACCAAUAGACGUUCGUACACUCGACGACAAGACUAUGGUCCUCACGAAGGAAGCAGCACUAAAGUAUAAUCUGACGGAGCUCGUAGAUGCUGUAGUCCAGCUGAAACCAUCAUCACCAGGUGCUGACCUCGAGGUUUCAAUUUACUGGGAGAUGGCGGAAGAAAUAUUGCGACAAACUGUUGCUGAGUUCGUGCGAAUCAGAAGAUAGGAGAGGCAUCAUAACUGUCAUCGCGCAGAUGUGGUGUGGAGACAAAUGUUCGGAAGUUGUGGCUCGGAUGUAGCUUAAGAGGGCAACUAGUGUUGGUGCAAAUCAUGGCUCUUGUAGGAUUCGGUUACACCA